AUGAUAAAUUUAAUAGACCUUGAAGGAUGGUUAGAAUAUUCAACAUCUCCAGAUAUUAAUUAAUUAAAAUAACUCUCAAUAUCUCCUAAAAUUACACCAAUAUAACGAUAUAAAAAAGAUAGGCUACCUUCACUUUAGUAAAAAAAAGUGGAAUGCAAUAAAAUAAAUAAUUACAAAUCAAGUUAUUUUGUGAAUAGUGAAUAAAAUAGACAACAAAUAAUUAAUGAGGAAAGAAAAUAUCAAAAAUUAACAAAAAAAUAUACUCUAAUUCCUUAGUAAUAAUAUUAAUUUCAUUAAUUAUCUUCUUUUAUUGAAUCUCCUAAGAAAUCAUAAAAAAUAAAAGAACUUCAGGAUGGGUUUUUUUCAAAAAGAUCAUAUAGAAUAAAGAUAAAAAACAGAACUUUAAAUUUAACUUAGAAAUCACCUCUCCUUAAUAUAUCUUAACUAUUAUGCAGAUUAAAUAGUUAAGACAUACAAAAGAAUGAAUUAUUAUAAAUACUAAAUAAAUGA
Paramecium sonneborni is the source of this 510-nucleotide messenger RNA. The record is from the annotation of a GenBank genome assembly. Lineage: Eukaryota; Ciliophora; Oligohymenophorea; Peniculida; Parameciidae.